Molecule: messenger RNA, 1756 nt
Organism: Colletotrichum destructivum
Lineage: Eukaryota; Fungi; Ascomycota; Sordariomycetes; Glomerellales; Glomerellaceae
Exons: 2
Coding region: 665-1096 (143 amino acids)
Source: RefSeq, a predicted model, not a curated record
AGUGGAUGCUGCUUGCAGAAACUGAGUCGGACUUUGGAGCUCUGCCUUGGGCAUGCUACAUUACAUUUCUGACGUAAGCACCCGUCAAUGUCGUCCCGUCCGUCACUCGACCGACUUGCUGGCCGACACCCGACGAAAGAGGAACCGCACGCACGCAACUAGCCAGUCGAUUUAACAAGAUUGCCUCCGUCUUGUUCCUUGCAUUCCAACGCCGUCAGUAGUGUUGUGAGGAAACCGGCUGUGUGGUGUCUCGAAUAUCUUCCAACAAUCCGCUUGUCUUGCCUUCGACCUGCGACCCAAUCCCCAAAGAAAAUAUCCCAUCGUACUGGGGACCGAACCCCUUCCGUAUUCGACGUCCGCAACACGCCCGCCACCGACUCAUCCCACGACGUCGUUCCAUAUUGUACGACUGCCUGGUCUUAGGCUUCGCAGCGUGCACAGCUUGCGCCGUUCGACACCGGCGGCGUUGAAUCGCCCUACAGACGCCGACGCCGACAACACGAUCAAUCUUCUCUCGGGCCGGUAACUCGUGUAGAGAGAGAGAGACGUGCGAGGGACAGGGGUCACGCCGGGAGAAACCCGCAAUCGUCAAUCAUCCAGGGAUCCUACGCCGCCUCAUUUACGUCACCAGCACUUCGCGCUGCAUAGCACAGCCGCCGCCAUCAUGUUCUGUCUUCGAAGCUGGCUCCCCCUUCUCUUUAUCCCGACGAACGCCUCGCCCGCCUUCAUCUUCCUCUUCUUCAUCUGCACAUACUUCCUCAACCGACCCUGCGUCUAUUGCAGCUUCCUCCUGCUGAUUCUCUUCCUCACCUCCUGUAACUGGUCGGACCGCUGCUUCUUCGACUUCAGCAGUAACUGGUUCCAACCCCGCCCUCCUACCGCCUCGCAGCUGCCCGACUUCGACCCCAGCACCAGCUUCAAUGCUACCGUCAUAGACGUGAUCAACUCGACCGCCAGCGCGUUGGCCGGUGCUGCCGCCGAGGAGCUUGCGAAGCAGAGGCAGGAGUGGACAGGACUGGGCAUUGAGUGGUUGCGCAGCCUCCUCGGCCGGAGAGAAUGGCGCGUCGAGUGCCUGGACAUCAAUAUUCGACUAUGAUCUUUGAAGCCUUUGAAGGGCGGGCCUGCGCGCGCAUGUGGAUGGACGAAUACUUAUGAGUGACGAUCAUAUUCGCGAUCGGGAAGGGCACACGGUAUGGACGGUAAUGGGGUGAGAAGUUCGAUGGGUGGUAUACUGCAGGAAAGAAAAGGAAGGUUCUUGGGUGCAUUCCACGGCGUUGGUCUUUGCGGUACGUUGAUUACGCGAGAUAGAGCGGGAAAUGGACUAGCUUCCCUGGAGAGCAUGUGGUUCGUUAACGAACAGUCCAACCGGUGAUGAGCACUCAAACUUUCGAGCGACUUGAGAGUCCGCCCGGUGCUCCUAGCAGCCUUUUUGCAAUAUGAAGGUCUACGAUGGCAUCAUUGGUGAAGAUUCGAGCUCUGGGGUAAAAGGAUUGAUCGGACGGUAACAGGCAGGAGAUGGCGAGCGGAAUCCAGAUGAAGCGCUUUGCGUCAAAGGGAAUAGCUGCAGUCGCAGGGAGAAAAACUCAGCCUGGUUCUCGGGACGGGACCUCGUCUCCGAUGGUAUGACCGUUCGCGUUCUCGCUGUGACCAUGGCUUCUGUUUCCCUUUUGCAUAGUAAAGACGCCGAGGCCGCAACCAGUGGCGUUGCUUGUCAGACUCGCGUUCUCUACCGCGUUCCUGUCGUGCUUGUUUGCCC